Molecule: messenger RNA, 7797 nt
Organism: Tachysurus vachellii
Lineage: Eukaryota; Metazoa; Chordata; Actinopteri; Siluriformes; Bagridae
Gene: prkceb
Product: protein kinase C, epsilon b
Exons: 15
Coding region: 637-2868 (743 amino acids)
Biological process (GO): protein phosphorylation
Molecular function (GO): diacylglycerol-dependent serine/threonine kinase activity; ATP binding
Source: RefSeq, a predicted model, not a curated record
GCGUUCACACACCGCUGGGAGGAGGGGGGAAGAGGCAGGGCUGCAGGAAACCGAGCACCGAUGAACAGCUAAAACGGCCCGGGAAGCUGAAGAAGAGAGAACGGAAACGGCACCUAUCAUCAGCCCUAAACCAUUUCCCCUUCAUGAGCUGGAGGUGAGAAAUAAAUCGUACCCAAAUGACCGGAGGACAAGCUGGACUCCGUCCCCUGCUCCGGCCUGGAGAGGAACAGUAGGACAGGAUUUCUACCACUGAGCAGCUCCAGCUUGGGCAUGUUUUUGCCCUCAUGCAGAGAUCGAGGUGCGGAAUCCCCCAUGUGAAGAUCGUUACAUUUCUUUCCCCGUUUUGACGCAUUGAUGAUCGAGCGGAUUUCCAAAUGAUUAUCCUAUUUCAUAUGGCAUGAUCUUGGGAAGCGACAUCAGCGCGCUAAAAGAAGUAAAGCCCCCUUGUCUGUGCUGCCUGGAGGACCUGGAGGACUGUCUGUGACUGUUUCACUGUUCACUUUAAAAAGGCAGACUGUGUUUGAUUGCUUGUUAGUAGUCGAGAUUUUCUUCAUCCGCCCUGUUGAAUAACUCAAUAACUGUGACAGGAGAUUAAAGGUGCGGUCUGAGGAUCGGACAGCAUUAAUCUCUGCCACCAUGGUGGUCUUCAACGGGCUUCUGAAGAUAAAGAUCAUUGAGGCACUGAACCUGAAACCUACAGCCUGGUCUUUAAGGCAUGCUGUUGGACCGAAGUCGCAGAGCUUUUUGCUGGACCCCUACAUUGCCCUCAAUGUGGACAACUCACGAGUGGGUCAAACAUCCACAAAGCCAAAGACAAACAGUCCUGCAUGGCAUGAUGAGUUUGUAGCUGAAGUGCGUGAUGGGCACAAAAUUGAGCUGUCGGUUUUUCAUGACGCGCCCAUUGGCUAUGAUGACUUUGUGGCCAACUGCACCAUCCAGUUCGAGGACCUGCUGCAGAACAGCAGCAAGCACUUCGAGGACUGGAUUGACUUGGAGCCAGAGGGAAAGGUGUUUGUCAUCAUUGACUUGACUGGAUCUUCCAGUGAAGCAGGCAGCUUUGAAAAUGAGGAGAGAGUGUUUCGUGAGCGUAUGCGACCCAGGAAAAGGCAGGGAGCGGUGCGGAGGAGAGUGCAUCAGGUCAACGGCCACAAGUUCAUGGCCACCUACCUAAGACAACCUACCUAUUGCUCACACUGCCGUGAGUUCAUCUGGGGAGUUCUAGGAAAGCAGGGCUAUCAGUGUCAAGUGUGCACAUGUGUGGUCCACAAACGAUGUCAUGAGCUUAUCAUAACCAAGUGUGCAGGACUAAAGAAGCAGGAGGACACAGCUGAGGAGGUGGGUUCUCAGCGCUUCAGUGUGAACAUGCCUCACAAAUUCAGCAUUCACAACUACAAAGUGCCCACAUUCUGUGACCACUGCGGCUCGUUACUGUGGGGGUUGAUGAGGCAAGGACUGCAGUGUAAAGUAUGUAAGAUGAAUGUACACAGACGAUGUGAAAGCAACGUAGCCCCAAACUGCGGCGUCAAUGCACGGGGCAUUGCUAAAGUGCUGUCUGACCUCGGAGUGACGCCAGAUAAAAUCUCCAGCAGCGCACAGCGGAGGAAAAAGAUUAGUCAAGGUGCAGACCCUCAGCCUCUGCCAAUAUCUCCACAAACAGAAGAUGAUCGCUCCAAAUCGGCACCCACUUCACCAUGUGACCAGGAUAUAAAGGAUCUGGAGAACAUCAGGAAAGCGUUGUCUUUUGAUCACCGUGGGGAGGAGCUGAAAUCAGAUCCAGCUUCAUCCCCGAAUGAGGGCCGAUCAGCAGAGACAGGGGAGGGUCGAGAGAACGGGGAAGUAAAGAUUCUGCAGUCUAAAAGAAUGUGCCUGGAUGACUUCAACUUUAUUAAAGUGCUUGGCAAGGGCAGCUUUGGCAAGGUGAUGCUGGCUGAGCUCAGAGGCACAGACGAGGUGUAUGCCGUAAAGGUGCUGAAGAAAGACGUGAUCCUGCAAGAUGAUGAUGUGGAUUGCACUCUUACAGAGAAACGCAUACUGGCUCUGGCCAGAAAACACCCGUACCUGACCCAGCUUUUCUGCUGCUUCCAGACCAAGGAUCGUCUGUUCUUCGUGAUGGAAUAUGUGAACGGAGGGGAUUUGAUGUUCCAAAUUCAGCGCUCACGCAAAUUCGACGAAGCCCGCUCUCGUUUUUACGCUGCUGAAGUCACCUCGGCUCUCAUGUUUCUCCACAGGAAUGGGGUUAUUUACAGAGACCUCAAACUGGAUAAUAUCCUGUUAGACGCUGAGGGCCACUGCAAGCUUGCUGACUUUGGCAUGUGCAAGGAGGGCAUUUUGGAUGGCAUCACCACUACUACAUUCUGUGGUACACCCGACUACAUCGCACCUGAGAUCCUGCAGGAGCUGGAGUACGGACCAUCAGUGGACUGGUGGGCCCUAGGUGUGCUUAUGUAUGAGAUGAUGGCAGGCCAGCCACCAUUUGAGGCUGAUAAUGAGGAUGACCUGUUCGAGUCCAUCCUCCAUGACGACGUGCUCUAUCCAGUGUGGCUCAGCAAAGAGGCAGUCAGCAUCCUCAAGGCGUUCAUGACGAAGAGCCCCAAUAAGCGGCUGGGCUGUGUGGUGUCACAGGGCCUGGAGGAAGCCAUUAAAGUGCAUCCGUUCUUUAAAGAGAUUGACUGGGUGCUGCUGGAACAGAGGAAAAUUAAGCCACCUUUCAAACCCCGAAUUAAAACCAAGCGGGACGUCAAUAACUUUGACCAAGACUUCACACGCGAAGAGCCUGUGCUUACUCCAGUAGAUGAUGCCAUCAUCAAACAGAUCAAUCAAGAUGAGUUUAAGGGCUUCUCCUACUUUGGUGAAGAAGCUCUGUCCUAGGAUUUAAAAAAUUGAAUCUCCUGCAUUUUCUUUAUCUGCUACACAGUGGCAUUGUUCACCUUUGAGAACUGAAUGAAGACCAUCUACAGUGUGGGUUUACAUGCAGCUGUUUUUUAUUUUGUUUGUUUGUUUUUGAGUUCUGUAUUUUAGGAUUUUUAUGUUGAAGAACACAAAAGGUCUUUCAGUUGAACAAGUCAGUGCAAGUCUAUACAAUCAUAUACACACAUAUUACACACACUCAAACACACAGUGAUAAAAAUGUUUGCAUAAGCAGAUACCUUGUUCAACAUUUACAUUAAAAAGAAGCCCAAGUACUUUAAUGUAAUCAUGAUGUUAAUAAUAACUUUAUUGUUAUAAUAUCAGCUGAGGAGUUUAUUGGAGGAGUACUUUGCAUUUUAUUUGUCUUCUCAAGUGAAGCAUUGUGCGUUUAAAUUUCACUGGCUCAUAUGUGGCUAGUCUUAGUUUCUUCUGGAAUUAGUUAUUAUUUCAUGUCUGGAAUUAAUGUUAAACUUCAUUUUAAGCUAUCAGUUGAGAGUCUGCUUUCGCCUCAUACACAGUAUAUAUACAGUAGGGUUCAAAAGUCUAAGGUUAUUUUGAAAGGUUUUUCAUUCAUUCAUUCAAUUGGAAAGAAACAGAAGGUUUUAGAACGUUAAGGGAAGAAAAAAAAAAACAAAAAUUGAAAACCAAAAAAAUUAAAUAUCUAGAAUUUUUUUAAUAUUUCAAAUUCUGCACUAUUUCUAGGUCCCUUUUUAAAUGUAAGCGAAUGUACGAUUCUAAUCACGUUAACUGCUAAGUACAAAUCGUCUGAAUUUCCUCAUGUCCAAUCUCUUCUAUUGUUCAGACGACACUGAUUAAUUUUUCCUUUAAGCUCAAGUUGUUGUCAACAAUAUAAUUUGUAAUGAAAUUACAAAUUUUAAUGAUUUUUUUUAAGCUUUUGGACCCAACUGUGUUUGGAUGUGUAUAUACCAUACCAUAUCAGUGAAGAAAAGUAUUUACCAUAUCAACAUUUAAAAAUUCCAUUCUAUUGAAGCUAUUUACAAAGACAUCUGUACUAAUUCAGUAAAGAUAUACAGUUAAAGAAAUUGUAAUGUUCUAAUCUGUAUAAAAAAAGGUCCUGUGCAUGCGUGUGGAAUGACACAGAAUGGAAGUAUUUCACAUGGUAAGAAAAAGCACUAAACCACUUGAUUGCAAUAAUUAGUUCUACUAACUGAGCUAAUUAAAAGCAGGUUUGUUCUUCUUGGAUGUUUAUUACUUCUACUCCAGCAGCAAAGCAGUUGUACUGGUAACUGAUGUGUUUCUAAACUCCUAAAUGUUGUUAUAAGCACUAUGACCACUGGAACAGUACGCACAACAUCUGUGUGGUCAGACUAGACGAAACUGUCACUUUGCAGAAAACUUUUCUGCAAUGAUACGAUGCACUAUGUUAGCAGAAAAAUGGAUCUCAUAUCUUCAGGGAAGUUCUGAGGUGAAAAAAGAAGCAGGAUUUAUUUGUCAUGUACACAUUGACAAGAUUAAAUUCUUUGCAUUUCUCAGCUUGUUAGGAAGAUGGGAUCAGGGUGCAGGGUCAGCCAUGAUGCAGCACCCUUGCCCAACAGGGGCCAUGUACAUUUGGACAUUAUUCAGAAGAACCUAUUGUCAUCUACAAAACAUACUGCAAAGAGACUCUAGAAGAGUCUGGAAGAACAUAAAGGUGUGUCAAUGGUACAGUCAAUCAACAUUCAGUCAACAAGCUCGAUAGAAAAUGUGUUGAAAUAACCGAAGAUCAGAAUUCACCAGCAGGCUUCCUUCAAGGUUUAGGGAAAGUGUAGUAGAAUGGGAUUUUUUCAAAAUCCCACCUGAAGACUGUGAGAGAUUCGUUUCUCCAUACAGGAAGUGUCAUAAAGCUGCCACUGCAAAAGACUUGUAACCAGCUAUUAUAAUAAAUUUAAAAUUGCGUUUUAAGUCCUUCUUUUUCUGUCAGUCCACUUUAAUGCACAUAACCUUUUUAUGGAUUGGAUGCAAAAUCAAGCAAACUCAAUGAUAUUUCCAUUAAUUAUUUAAAAUGACCGCAGAUUUGGGCAAAGACACACAUUAAGCCAAAGCUCUCUUUGAUUCAAGUGUGUCUAACAUGAGUACAGUUAACAGAAAUUACAUGUGUCUUCAUUGCUAGGAGAUUUAAAGAAAAAUGCCGUGCUUGCAAUUUCCCCAAUUCCUGAAAAAAAUCUACAAGUUGCACUGCUCAUUUUGAAAAAAGCUGCAGCAGCAACAAUCACAAAAAACUCAGCAAAAGAAUGGAGUGACUGGAUUUCUUUAGGUGUAUAUAGUUUUAGCGGAUUAAUACUGAUGUCUGCUCUACAUUUCAUGUGAAUUUCAGAUUCACUACAUUUCAUAUGUUUAAUCAAAUUCAUUGUUGACAUGGAAAUACUUUUAUAGUCCCAAAUACACACACACACACACACACACACACACACACACACACAUGCACUACAUUAGAGCCAGUAUACAGACUCCUGGUCCUGGUACUAUUGGAAUAAAGUGUUGGAUCUGAGGCUGUACUUGACUUUGCUGAACAUCACAUCUGUAGUGUAGACCUUUCCUUUCUCUAUUAGCACACCAAAAACCAAAUGUAGGCAAACUACAAUCAAAGGUUUAGCUUGUUAGCUUUCUUUACAAUUCAGGGGAAUGUAUCUAAAAGAAUCCAGAAAAGUUGCCAGUCUUUUGGAUCACCCUGUAGUUUACUUUAGAAGUGUUUUUUUUUUGUUUGUUUGUUUUUUUUUACUUUAACCCGUGCCAUUCAAAGUGUUUGUGGAAAUGAUUGUGUGUCUGUUUUUUGGGGUUUGUGAGCAUGAUGUUGAGAGCGCAAGUGUCUCAUGUGUGUAUUAAAUGUAUUUAUUUUUUUAAUUAUUAUUACUGGGCUGUCUUAUUGUCAGUUGAAUAAAUUUUCUUCACUGAACCAAGGCUCAGGAUUGUGAAUGAGAGAUCAGUACCUAUUCACAUCUAUCUAUAGAACAUGUCCUGUAUAUAUACGUCUGAGGCUGAAAUAAUGGCCUUAUCUGUUGCAUGGUCAUGAAAACAACAAUAUAAUGCUAGAAUAUGAGUAUGAGUAAGAUACUGUCCAUGUGCAAUAAACUGUCUAUGGGUGACUGUCAUUUGCUUAUGAGAGUUAUAGGUUCCUCUUCUGUUCAUCUUCCCAUUUCCUUUUACCUUUUCUUUUUCUCUGUCUAAGUUUGCUGAUUGUUCUUUAUUGGUGGCUUUUUUCAGUUGUCCAGUUCAGAGGGUGCAUUUUUAGUGUGUAGCUACACUAAUAUCAGUGUACUCGUGCAUUUUCUCAGGACAAACUGGGACAACUUUCCCAGUUUGCUCUCUUAUGAUCAUAAAUGAAUGCUAAUACGGGUGGAGUGGAGCAAUUAGACGUUUGACUUUUAAAAUCUAUUGACACAGUGGUAUUUUCAAACUCUCUUUGGGCUAAAAUUAGGCUUAAAAUGUUUCCUUGAACCUGUUUUGUAGCUGUACACGAUUUAAACAUGACAAUUACCUGAUUACAACAAGCUGAAUUAUUUUAUACAUAGAUAUUGAAUGUAAAUCUGGUUGGCAGUUGGGUAAAAUUACAGCCAGAAUAUUACACAGUCAAACAAAACACAAUUCUGAACAUUAAAUAAAAACAAUUAAUUCCUUAACCAAUAUUACUGAGGUUAUAGAGAUGAAUAAUUGACCAAUCAAAAGCCAUAGUUUGGUAAUAUAUAUUAAUUAUUCUAUAAUUAUAAAAAUGUUCAUUUUUUUGGCCACAUACUUGGAAUUGAAAGUAAAUGAGGGUUGAUUUGAUUGAAUAUUUGGCUAUUGCCUAACCACUCCUCUUGAUAAUGUAUUCAUUAUACCCCCAUUUUUACAAUUAUGCUGCUGGACACCAGGUUAACACCAUCAAACUAAAAAUAGCUUAUUAAUAUUCUUUUUACAUAAUUUAACAUAAAAUACCAUAAUAUCACAUUUUGUGGAAUAUCCUUCAGUUUGUACACCUAUCAUUCAGUAACCACUUUGAAACAAAUGAAUAAAGGAAAAGUUGUUUAAUGAAGAGAGUGAGCAAUGUUUGCUUAAGCGAGUUGGCUCUGGGAGAUUGAAGCGAUCAGCCAUGUAUUUUGAGCUUGCACCAUAAUCACAAAUAUAGGUGGUAGAGACUAUAGAAAUGCACAGCAUUACUUACUUACAAACUUCUUACUUACAAAUAUCCUCUAAUCUCAUCCUUUUCCAGAUUAUAUAUUUUGAGGCUUCUUGUGAAGAUUUCUUUUGCCAUAGCAAAGACCCCCACUACAACAUCCAAACUAGCUUUAGCCAUAAUCUUCCUCCUUUUUGACAGAUAAUAAAAUGUACAGUACACGUGGUUUAUUGGUGGCCUGUCAAUUUGUGUGUCUUUUUGCAUUGUUUUGCUGCUGCUUUCACUGGACUUCUGCAAAAAGAAUCCUCACUACUUCCUUGCCAACUCUCCCUAGGGUGUUACACAUUUUAAAAUGAUAAAUGUUUUAAAUAUAAAGAUGACUCUAAAUAGGAAUCACAUUUGGGCUGUUGUACACAUUAACAAGUACCAAGAAAAUAGCAAAAUAUGCAUAUAUCCAUGUCUACAAGAAGUACCUCUUGGGAAACUGUGUAUCUAUCUCUGUCUGACUGCGUAUUAUGUAUGUACACACAGAGGUACAGUGCAAAUUAAUGUAAGUUAUGUGUAUUAUAUCACUGUAAGUAUCAUACAUGUGUAUGUAAGCAUUUUUCUUUCAUUGUAUUGUGUUGUGAAACUGUACAGUGUGUCACAAACCUUUUGUUAAUGUUUUUUGUUCCUCUGGCUUUUUAACUUUGCCAUGUUUAUUGUACGCAUUUUACUGUGCCAAAUGUACUGUACUCAAAAGAUGUGAAUGUGGAUUGUAUGUUUCGGAGCCUAUUAAAUAAGAUGGUCUUAAAAGUAAA